Molecule: messenger RNA, 1450 nt
Organism: Pocillopora meandrina
Lineage: Eukaryota; Metazoa; Cnidaria; Anthozoa; Scleractinia; Pocilloporidae
Source: the annotation of a GenBank genome assembly
AUGUGGGAUAACAUUAAUGUGAUAAUAAACAAAAAGAGGUCAUCUUCCAACAUUGAAAAAUUGCAAGUAAACGACGAAAACUUUGAACAGCUGUUCUCAAUAUCAAAUGCGAUCAACAAGUAUUUCUGCGGUAUUCAAGCCGAACUUGCAUCUAAACUGCCCAAAUCACAUCACCGUUCCUCUUCUUACGAGCACAGGAAAAAAGAAACGUUUCGCGUUAUUAGAGUAAAUGAAGUGGAGGUCUUUUUGUUAUUAGAAAGUAUUGAUAUUAAGAAAAGUUCAUCCUUUGCCAUUAUCUUCUGCCGCACCAAUAAUUUAUAGUCCAUUGACUUAUGUAAUUAAUUUAUCAUUUAAGCAAGGCAUAUUUCCAGACAGUUUAAAAGUUGCCAAAGUUAUCCCAAUUUUUAAACAGGGCUCUCGCUCCUUAUGUACCAACUAUUGCCCCAUAUCAGUCUUUUCAGCCUUGAGUAAAAUUUUUGAAAGAUGCAUUCUUAAUCAACUAAUAUUUCAUUUCAACACGGAAAAUAUUCUUGUAUCGAACCAGUUUGGCUUUGAGCCAGAAAAACUACAACUGACUGCUUGGUUGACUUAGUAGAUGAUAUAACUAAAGCUAUUGACGAAGGUAGCUAUUCUGUAUCUAUAUUUCUAGACUUAAGCAAAGCCAUUGACACAACUAACCAUUCCAUUUUACUUUCCAAACUUGACCUAUAUGGUAUUCGUGCCGGUGAAAACCAGUGAUUCAAGUCCUCACUUAAGCAAACGGAAACAAAAGGUGUUCGUUAAUGGUGUUGAGUCUAAUUUCUACUUAUUGAAAUUAGGAGUACCACAAGGGUCAAUAUUAGGGCCGUUCCUCUUUAUAGUUCAUAUAAACGAUAUGGUCAGAGCUACUAAUUACUUUACUGUAAGACUUUUUGCAGAUGACACAUCUUUAACAGCAGUUGGUAGUGAUUUAGAUGUAUCGAUUCCUUUCUGUCAUAGCAUGAUCAUAUUGAUUAUAUUAGCGGUAAAAUUAGCAAAAGUCUAAACAUAAUCGCAAAACUGAAACGACAUGUAACAGUUCAAUCUCUUGUAAGUGUAUACUAUGCACUUGUACAUCCUUAUUUAAUAUACGGCUGCAUUUGAGGGGUAAUAAUUACGAAGCUCCACUGUCUCAUUAAAGCUACAAAACAAAGCAAUAAGACUCAUCAACAAUGUACCAAUUCGUGACCAUGUUAAUCCCCAUUAUGUAGGCCUUGGCCUAAUUAAGCUUCCUGACAUAAUUAAAUUGAGUACGUGUCAACUAUUCUACGAUCAUAUUGUAGACAAAAAAUCUUCUAAUUUUGCACUUUCUUUUGUAUCUGAGAUCCAUGAUUAUGCCACUAGAAGUACAUCUUUGCAACACCUAAACCCUAACCCCUUCAGAAUAAAUAUAAGGAAAUUAUUUUCAAAAGUUAUAGGAUACUACUAUUGA